Nothobranchius furzeri (turquoise killifish) is the source of this 1666-nucleotide messenger RNA. RefSeq names its product lens fiber major intrinsic protein. NCBI's taxonomy places the organism in Eukaryota, Metazoa, Chordata, Actinopteri, Cyprinodontiformes, Nothobranchiidae. Gene Ontology annotation, cellular component: plasma membrane. Gene Ontology annotation, biological process: water transport; transmembrane transport. The record is from RefSeq and is a predicted model, not a curated record. Gene Ontology annotation, molecular function: water channel activity.
AAGAGCAUCCCCCCCCCAUCGUUGGCCCUGCAGGGGGGAUUAUGGCGUCACCUGGGGCCCCUAGUGGGGGUUUUAUAAAGCGCCUGUCUGGCCCCCUUCCCUCCAUCAGAGAGGCUAAAAGGUCCAACUGGACAAUCUAACGAUCCCUGUUCCUGCUUCAGAACACCCCCUCCCCUUUAGCAUUAGCAUCUCCUCUUGACUCCUCACCUCACCUUAGACCUCCACCUGCACCCCCACAUCGUCUCACACCUACGUCUCUGUAACAGGUGGAGGUGAAGAGCAGCUGAGUUGAUUACAGAGACCUGCUGAGAAGAUUCCUCUAAGUCUUUCCUGCCUUGGUUGUUUUACCCUCAGCUGACUAGUAAAAAGUUGUUUUUUGGCAAUUCAAAGGGACCGAAAAGGUAAGCACCUUUUCUUGAGUCUCCUCAAAGAAUCUCCUCUACCUGGUAGACAGCCUCAGGCCAGCAGCCAUCAUGUGGGAGUUCCGGUCGAUGAAUUUUUGGAGGGCAAUCUUUGCGGAGUUCUUCGGGACCAUGUUCUUUGUAUUUUUUGGAAUGGGGGCCGCCCUGCGCUGGACCACCGGGCCUCACCACGUCCUUCAUGUGGCACUGUGCUUUGGGCUGGCAGCUGCCACCCUGAUCCAGUCCAUCGGACACAUCAGCGGCGGCCACAUCAACCCUGCAGUCACAUUUGCCUACCUCGUCGGCUCACAGAUGUCCCUUUUCCGUGCUUUCUUCUACAUCAUCGCCCAGUGUCUGGGUGCUGUAGCUGGAGCGGCUGUGCUGUACGGCGUCACGCCUGGGAACAUGAGAGGCAGCAUGGCGAUGAACACGCUGCAGCCUGGGAUCAGCCUGGGGAUGGCCACCACCGUGGAGGUUUUCCUCACCAUGCAGCUUGUCGUCUGCGUGUUUGCAGUGACGGACGAGAGAAGAAACGGCCGCCUGGGAUCAGCUGCCCUCUCCAUCGGCUUCUCUGUCACCAUCGGGCAUCUCAUGGGGAUGUACUACACCGGUGCUGGCAUGAACCCUGCCAGGUCCUUCGCCCCUGCGGUCCUCUUCAGAAACUUCAUCAACCACUGGGUGUACUGGGUCGGCCCGAUGAUAGGAGGUGCCAUGGGAGCCCUCCUGUAUGAUUUCAUGCUGUUCCCACGUAUGAGGGGUCUGUCGGAGCGCCUGGCCACGCUGAAGGGCAGCCGACCCAGUGAGAGCGAGACUCAGCAGGACACUCGUGGAGAGCCCAUCGAGCUCAAAACACAAGCUCUAUAAACCUGUCCCACCCCUCCACCUUCUCUGAUAGGGCCGGGGGAUUUGAGACAAGUCCCUGAGCUACACCGACCCCACCUCAUCUGCCCCCCCCCACCACCACAGCUUCACACACACACCAUCACACAGUACUAAAAUCCAUUCUCACACUUACUACCAUGUAGCAUGUUGGGAACAUGGAGGUUCACGCCUUUGACCGCAGCCCCCACCCCCACCCCACACACACACACACACACACACUCCACCACUCAUUGUGUAUUUAUAACUGGACAUUGUGUUUUUCAUAAAUGGUGGCCAAAAUCUGAACCGGUAGCUGUCUCGCGUCUCCCUCCCUCCCCCGUCUGCUUCCUCCUCCCUGUCAGGGAUUUAUGAGAGAAAACAGAAACAAAUCAGAGUUUAGAGCA